AACUCCACCACAUAAAUUAGGCAUCUCAUCUAUUGUACUCCUCUUCCAGGUACUAGUAGUCCCUGGGGGGUGUAUCCAAGCUCGAGUUGAAGCUGCUUCCUCGAGCCCCUCCACAGCGGACAGCAAGCCAAAUACGCUUAACCUUAUUAGCUUAAAGAUUUUAUGAGGAAACAAACUCGUGAAAUGUAUUGUGGACCAUCCCUCUAUAUUACUGUGUUAGGGCAUGUGGUGAAGUCCAAAAGCUAAAGCACGUCCAUUACAGAGAAUUAGAUAAACAAACUGAGGUACAUUCUAUGAUUGUGCAAAGAUUUGGACCAACAGGUGGGGUCAGAGCUUCCUCCCUUUAGGCACACAUUUUAGACUCUGGACACUAAGACCCUACCCAUAAUCCCCCAGUGGAGCCACCUACUCAGGUGAAUAUAAAGUCCAGACAGAACAGCUCACAGACAUCAGACCUCAGCACAGGAGCAUCCUUGACAUCUCUACACACUGAGGACACAACAUGGACACAAGAGCCUCCCUCUCCAUUCUGCUGCUGCUGUUUGGCAUCUCCCAGGCGUCUCCUCUCAUGGAGCAGAUGUUUGAAGGCGUAUUUGUAUCAGAGCCUGAAACCAUCGACAUCACCACAAGAAUUUUGGACACCAACAAUGGAUCAUCUGAAGUCUUGAUUGAAGGAGAUCUGGUCUUUCCCAAAACCAGAAAUGCUCUCUACUGCUUGAACAACAACUGUUUCUGGAAGAAAAACUCGAACAACGUAGUGGAGGUCCCGUACAUAGUGAGCGCUGAAUUCUCCAAUUACGACAGAUCUGUGAUUGCGAACGCCAUGUCGGCCUUUCAUGCCAAAACCUGCAUCCGCUUUGUGGCCAGAUCAUCUCAGACUGACUACAUCAGUAUUGAGAACAAAGAUGGGUGCUACUCUUCUCUAGGUAGAACUGGUGGCAAACAGGUGGUCUCCCUCAACAGGCAAGGCUGUGUGUACACUGGCAUCGCUGAACAUGAGCUGAAUCAUGCCCUGGGCUUCUACCACGAGCAUACCAGGAGUGAUCGUGACAAAUACGUCAAAAUCAACUGGGAGAACUUGUCUGCUGAUAUGUCCUACAACUUCGAGAAACAGAACACCAACAACCAAAACACUCCAUACGACUACGGCUCCAUCAUGCACUAUGGAAGAACAGCCUUCGCCGUCCAGCCUGGGCUGGAAACCAUCACUCCCAUUCCUGAUGCAACGGUGGAAAUCGGACAGAGGCAGGGACUGUCCAGCAUCGACAUCCUGAGGAUCAACAAGCUGUAUGGAUGCUGAAGAUGAGGCUUGUACACAUAAUUUAAUAUAGGUCAUAUAUCUGUAGAUGAAUAGUGGUAUGAUGAGGUUAUGUUUUUGUCUCUUGAUGGUGCUGAAUUUCUGAAAUAUGUAAUUGUGUUGGGUUGUGAAAAAUAAAGCUAAACUGCAAGACAAA
This is a messenger RNA of Megalobrama amblycephala (Wuchang bream), 1454 nucleotides long. Its product is annotated as hatching enzyme 1.2-like. Gene Ontology annotation, molecular function: metalloendopeptidase activity; zinc ion binding. The record is from RefSeq and is a predicted model, not a curated record. Bases 503 to 1300 code for a protein of 265 amino acids. The transcript has 5 exons. Gene Ontology annotation, biological process: proteolysis. NCBI's taxonomy places the organism in Eukaryota, Metazoa, Chordata, Actinopteri, Cypriniformes, Xenocyprididae.